Dioscorea cayenensis subsp. rotundata (Guinea yam) is the source of this 3747-nucleotide messenger RNA. Its product is annotated as cysteine-rich receptor-like protein kinase 6. Bases 1 to 3747 code for a protein of 1248 amino acids. NCBI's taxonomy places the organism in Eukaryota, Viridiplantae, Streptophyta, Magnoliopsida, Dioscoreales, Dioscoreaceae. The transcript has 13 exons. Gene Ontology annotation, biological process: protein phosphorylation. Gene Ontology annotation, molecular function: ATP binding; protein kinase activity. The record is from RefSeq and is a predicted model, not a curated record.
AUGACCGUGCACACAGUGUUUAUCAUCCAAGCAGCUCUGCUUCUCAUCUUCUCCACCAACACCCAUUCCCAGAAUGCCCCCAUCCUCAUCAACUGUCCCACCACCGCCAACUACACAAAACCAAGCCCCUUCGCCACCAACCUCGCCCUCCUCCUCACCAACCUCACUGCCACCACCGCCAACUCCCCCACCCUCUUCUCCACCUCCUUCAUCGGUUCCACGUAUGGUCUAGCCCAGUGCCGUCCAGACGCCUCCUCCUCCGACUGCACCACCUGUCUCAACCGCUCCGCUUCCUCCUUCUCCUCCUACUGCCCCUCCGGCCUCUCCGCCGCCAUCCGCUUCGACCUCUGCCUUCUCCGCUACUCCGACCACCCCUUCUUCUCCCAUCCGGCCAACGAUGACUUCUAUUAUCUCCAUAACAUCAACAACGCCUCCAAUCCCACCAUCUUCACUAGUCGAGUCAACGAUCUCAUGGACCAGAUCACAUCCAAUGCUUAUCAAAGUUCAUCAAGAUUCGGGGCAAACACGUCCAACUUCUUGGAUUCCGGCGAUAUAUACGGCAUGGUUCAGUGCACGCGCGACCUCUCAGACAGUGACUGCGCCAAGUGUUUGAAUCAGGCUGUCGGAGUUGUGCGUGGCUACUGUUCAGGCAACAUCGGGUGCCAGGCUCUCAGCAUGAGCUGCACCGCCAGGUACGAGACCUAUCCAUUCUUCAAUGUUUCUCGGUUGGCACCCUCGCCGGCUCCGCCACCGGCACCUUCAUUGCCGGAGAAUAACAACAAUACCAUUAGUCCUGCUCCAACAGAUUUUGGUUCUGAUGGUACGACUCCUGGUAACUCUCCCAACGGAAGGAAGACAAGAAAUACAGUGAGAUUGGUGGUAGUUAUUGUCAUUCCUCUAGUUGCUGCGCUUGUGCUUCUUUCAGGAGCAGUCUUUUGGUUGCAGAGAAGAAGAGUGAGCAAGAGGAUUGUGAAGAGAGCACCGAGUGUUGAAGAACAGGAAUUCAGAAGCACAGAGUCUCUGUUAAUAGAUUUGGCUACGCUCAAGAGUGCUACUGAUAACUUCUCCGAGAUCAAUAAACUUGGAGAAGGUGGAUUUGGACCAGUUUAUAAGGGAGUGCUGGUGGAUGGGCAGGAAAUAGCUGUGAAGAGACUCUCAAGGGCAUCAUCUCAAGGACUCUUAGAGCUAAGGAAUGAGGUUAUUUUGGUUGCUAAGCUUCAGCACAGGAACCUUGUAAGGCUUUUGGGUUGCUGUUUAGAAGAGGAAGAGAAGCUACUUGUCUAUGAGUACCUUCCUAAUACCAGCCUUGAUACAAUUUUAUUUGAUCCCAUAAGAUGCAAACAACUGGAUUGGACUAGGCGAUACAAUAUCAUCAAAGGCAUCAGUAGAGGGCUUCUAUACCUUCAUGAAGAUUCACGCCUUAGAAUAAUACACCGAGACCUCAAAGCGAGCAACAUCUUAUUAGAUCAGGACAUGAAUCCUAAAAUCUCAGACUUUGGACUUGCAAAACUUUUUGGUGUAGAUGAAACGCAGAACACUAGUCGUAUUGCUGGUACAUAUGGUUACAUGGCACCAGAAUAUGUUCUGCAUGGGCUGUUUUCAACUAAAUCAGAUGUUUAUAGUUAUGGAGUUUUAGUGUUGGAGAUUGUGUGGCAACACUGGCGAGGAGGGACGGUACUAGAGUUGAAAGAUAAAAAUCUAAGUGAUGGAUUCCAGUUGGAAGAAGUAUUAAGAUGCACCCACAUUGGAUUGCUUUGUGUACAAGAGGAAGCGAACCAGAGACCAAACAUGGCAUCCAUUGUUCUCAUGCUCAGUAGUUACUCUGUUUCUCUUCCAGCUCCUUCUCCUCCUGCUUUUUAUUACAGAAGCAGCAUGAAUGAAGAGCUUUCUGAGAACUCUUACAGAGAGACAAGACGUUCCACUACGGGCUCUACAAAUGGUGUCUCUGUUUCUCAGAUGGAACCUCGUCAAACGGCGUCGCUGGUAAUAUUUUCUGGUGAACGGAGUUCUCUCAUAAUGGAAAUCCCGGGGGUAACUGGAGUUCACAAAGCCAACUCCAUCAUCUCCAUCGCCAUGCCGGCUCUGCAAUCAUUGUUCAUCCUCCAAGCUCUCCUAGUCCUACAUCUCCUCCUCCUCCUCCUUCUCAUCUUUCCCUCCAAAACCCUGUCCCAGAACAACCCCAUCCUAGUCAACUGUUCCACCGCUGCCAACUACACCAUCCCCAGCCCCUUCGCCACCAACCUCAGCCUCCUCCUCCCCAACCUCAUCGCCGCCGCUGCCAACUCCUCCAUCCUGUUCUCCACGGCCACCGUCGGUUCCACCUUCGGCCUCGCCCAGUGCCGCCCUGACGCUUCCCCCUUCGACUGCAACACUUGUCUCAACCGCUCUGUGGCCAUUUUCUCCUCCCAAUGCCCUUUCCGCCGGUCCGCCACCGUCCGCUUCGACCUAUGCAUCCUCCGCUACUCCGACUACCCCUUCUCUAAGCUCGCCGACAACGGCUUCGUCGUCUUAUUAAAUGAAGACAACGCCACCGACCUAACGGUCUUUUCUCGACGAUUAGACGAUCUAAUGGACGAGAUCUCAUCCAAGGCCUCCCGCAACACUUCGAGAUUCGGAGUAGGCUUGGUUAGCGUCUUCAGUUUUGAGGAAUAUAUAUACGGGAUGGUACAGUGUACCCGUGACUUAUCCGACGGUGACUGUUCACUGUGCCUGAAUCGCACGGUCGGGAUUUUGCGUCGCCAUUGUUAUUGGCGAAUUGGGUGCCAGUGCGUCAGUUUGAGCUGCAUCGCCAGGUUCGAGACCCAGCCCUUCUUCUCGCUUUCCUUGCUACCACCGGCGCCGGCGCCGGCGCCAUCCAUGCCGGUGCCGCUUGCCACUGGUGGGAGUCCAAGCACUGGAAAUGUUGGAAAAAGUAGCAGCAAUAGUAAAAAGGUUGUUCUUGUUAUUGUAAUUCCUGUGGUUGCUGCUUUUCUGUUUGUCUUUGCAAUUUGCUUUUAUCUGCGGAAGAGGGUAUUAGUCAGGAAAGGCAAAGGGGAUGAACCAGAGUUCAGAAGUGCAGAUUCUAUAUCGUUUGAUUUGGACACCCUUAGAGAUGCCACAAGUAAUUUCUCUGAGGAGAAUAAGCUUGGGGAGGGUGGUUUUGGAUCUGUUUAUAAGGGCGCAUUGAAGGAUGGACAGGAAAUAGCUGUGAAACGACUCUCAACAACAUCAGGCCAAGGAUUUGUAGAGCUUAAGAAUGAGGUGUUUUUGAUUGCUAAGCUUCAGCACAGAAACCUCGUAAGGCUGUUGGGUUGUUGCUUAGAAGAACAGGAGAAGCUUCUUGUCUAUGAGUACCUGCCAAAUGCAAGCCUUGACAAACAUUUGUUUGAUCCUGUAAGGUGUGGAUUACUGGACUGGACAAAACGAUACAAGAUCAUCGAAGGCAUUAGUCGGGGUCUUCUUUAUCUUCACGAGGAUUCACGACUUAGAAUUAUACAUCUAGACCUGAAAGCAAGCAACAUCUUGUUAGAUGAGGAUAUGAAUCCUAAAAUCUCUGACUUCGGCUUUGCAAAGCUUUUUGAUGUAGAUGAAACACAAGGAAGGACUACAAGAAUUGCAGGGACUUAUGGGUACAUGGCACCAGAAUAUGCUGUGCGUGGAAAUUUCUCAAUCAAGUCAGAUGAGGUUUACAAAGAGUUAAGGAUUACAAACCAAACAAAACAACAAAAACACAGAAACAAAGCAAAGCAGAAAUACAACAAAAACUAA